This is a messenger RNA of Vidua chalybeata, 2010 nucleotides long. It is a transcript of the gene TAFA5, whose product is annotated as TAFA chemokine like family member 5. The record is from RefSeq and is a predicted model, not a curated record. The transcript is spliced from 4 exons. Gene Ontology annotation, molecular function: receptor ligand activity; G protein-coupled receptor binding. NCBI's taxonomy places the organism in Eukaryota, Metazoa, Chordata, Aves, Passeriformes, Viduidae. Gene Ontology annotation, biological process: G protein-coupled receptor signaling pathway. The coding region runs from base 348 to 746 and encodes 132 amino acids.
CAGAAAAGAAAAAAAUAAAGAGGCUCGUUCGUGGCACAUCUUUGAAGCUCAGUACCACGCGAGGCAUCCCAGCCGCAGUGAAACCCUCUAUGUUAGUGCAUCCCACCACAGUGACAGGAGGAAAACUGGCUGUGGCCGCUGUUCCCAAGCCCCGCGUGUAUUAGAGUCGCCUUGGCUUUCUGGCUGGAAGAUGAUUCCUACAACAGGACCAUGUUGCUGAUGAUGAACAGCAGAGUCGUUGGAAGAUGCCUUCCUUGAGGAUUACACGUGGAGCAAGGCCAUCAGUCAAGGGGAGAGCUGGCUGGUGAAACUGUCUGACUUUCCCCCCCACCGGGGAAGUGGCUUCAAUGGCUCCAUCUCCCAGGAGAAGCAGUAGGAAAGAUGCCAGCGCCUUGCCAAGCAUGUCCUCAACUUUCUGGGCUAUCAUGAUCCUGGCUAGUCUCCUAAUCGCUUACUGCAGUCAACUGGCUGCAGGUACAUGUGAGAUUGUCACUUUGGACAGAGAUAGCAGUCAGCCCCGAAGGACUAUAGCCCGACAAACAGCUCGCUGUGCAUGUAAAAAAGGACAGAUUGCCGGUACAACAAGAGCAAGGCCAGCAUGUGUUGAUGCACGAAUUAUCAAAACAAAACAGUGGUGUGAAAUGCUUCCAUGUUUAGAAGGAGAAGGCUGUGAUUUGCUAAUCAAUAAAUCAGGCUGGACCUGUACACAACCAGGAGGACGGAUAAAGACAACCACGGUCUCCUGACAAAUGCAGCAACACAGAAUCCUCGUAGGAGUGGUUUAGGCUCUCUGUGAGCUACUUAACUUAGUCAAGUUUCACUGCUGUUGAUCAUCAUCUGUUAUAUGUCAUCAACUCAACUGUCUGUUUCUCUGUAUCUCAUGAAUGACAGCAUAAUUCCUCUGCAUUAUGAGCUAAAGUUUGUUCUACCAUUCUAAGGAUCACUGGAAUAAGGAAUAUAGAAAAAAGAGAUAUGCUUGGGCAUUAGCAAUACAAAAAUGUUCAUGGUUAACAUUUCAUCUGCGUUAUACACCACUGCUGGACUUGCUGUUACCUACAUGUUUCAAUCCGAAGAGUCUGCUACAAUGAAGAGUAUCAUCCCAAUCAGCCUUAGAGAAGACUGUUUUGCCUAUGGGAGGACACUGAGGUGCAAAAGAGAAACUCUUCUUGUGCCCUAAACUGUCUGAAUUGCUUUUAUUUUCUUAUACUUUCAGUAUUUACAAUAGACCAAAGAGCUAUUUUAAAGUGGACACAAUCUUACUCUUAAGAGAGUUAUGUCAUUAAACUGAAGGUCUCCACAAAGACAUGAUUCCAGCUUUCACAAAGCUGAAAUGUUGUCCAGCAGAAGUCUUUAUGGAAAGCUGAAGUAAAAACUAACACAGAGACCUGCUCUUGAAAUGCCAUGUUCAAGAGAAUAUAACGGAGCACUGAGAGAAAAUGACCUAUGUUUGAAAAACUUGGACAAAAAGAACACAAACUGUCUACACAGCACCUUUAUUCCUCUGUACUUAGAUUGACUUUCUCGUACUAAAAUCAUUUUCUGUUUUAACCAGUUAAACAUGCCUCUUCUACAGUUCCAUUUUUGAUAGUUAAAGUUGGAUAAUACAGUAUUUGCAAAGAGCAUGUUUGGUCAUCUGUGGCCUAUGUCUCAUCUGAUACACCAUUUAGCACCAGAAAGCAAAUUAAAGAGAAAACAAAAGUAACACUUGUUUGAAAGAGAUCAUUAAAUGUAUUUUGAAAAGCCUAAAGUUAUAUAUUUAACAGUUUUUAUAUGUUGUAUAUUUGUAGAAAAUCCUAUUUAACAAUUAACGUGAUAACUCUGACAGUCAUGAAAAGUGGUUCAGAGUUAAGUUGUGUUUUAUUACUUCAGUUGUCUCUGAAGUGACCGGUGUCGUUUGCUUUCUUCCAUUGGGACAUUGUGGAUGUAAAGCAUGACCAGAGAGGACUGUGUAGAAAAAGCAAAGAAUAAUGUUGUUUAUAUUACAUAAAUGCAUUCAACCAUUGCACUGUU